AUGGUUUCUUGGCACAUUCGUGGUGAAAUGGAUGAAAUCGACGUUGAUCAAAGUUAUGCUGGACAUCCGACAAUGUUUUCAAUAAGAAUGCACCAUGGAGGUGAGUUUACAAGCUUUCCUGGAAGGAAGUAUAUUCGUGGGAAGAAAACAUUUGUUGAUUUACUGGACAUUGAUACCUUUUCCGUUCAUGACAUUGAUGAGAUGAUGGAAGACCUAGGGUAUGCUUCAAUAGGUAAACCACUUUACUAUCACUUUCAAAGGCCUUUAGGCGAUUUAGAUUUUGGGUUAUUCGCUUUAGCUAGUGAUGAAGAUGUUCGUUAUUUGGGGAGUUUUGUGGCUAAGCAUAAGUUAAUUGAGGUAUAUAUAGAGCAUGACAAAACUACUCUGCACACCUAUUUAAUGUCCCCAACCCACAGUAAAGUUCGUAUAACGGAGAUUACUGAACCUCCAUCUUGUUCAAAGACACUGUUCCUGGAGUGGCAUAGCACACCUGCUGUUGACUUGGAGGAUGACAUGGAUCACAUGGAGAAAGAAUCGGGUAAUGAUCCUACACCCACUGGUCAUCUGGAGAAGGAUUUGGGUAAUGAUGCUACUGUCACUGAUCAUAUGGAGAAUGAUUUGGGUAAUGAUGCUACUCUCACUGAUCAUAUGGAGAAUGACUUGGUUAAUGAUGCUAAUGACUUUGGUAAGUUUGGUGAGUUAGAGAGUGACAAUGAUGAAAGUGAUGAUAGUGAUUUUUUUGUGGACAUUGAAAAUAUAUUGGAUGAUAUUAAUGUGGAUAUGCAAGAUUUUGAAAUGAAUAUCGACAAAGAUGUGGAAUGGGUUGGAGGGUCGUCUAACACUGUGGUUGAUGAAGGCACACAGGAUGAAGCUUUAGAGGUGAUUAACACUGACUUUUUAGCAUCUGAUUCAUCAUCAGAUGAGGGGAUUAAUGGUCAAAGAAAGAAAUCAAUAAGAGCAAUUCAAAGGGCACAUGAGAAUGAUGAAGCACUUGUUAGUGAACCCUUCUAUAUUUUUCAAAAAUUUGGUUCAGCAAAGGAGUUUAAGGAUAAGGUAAAACUCCAUGCCAUAGAGACUAGAAGGGAGCUGGCUCUUGAAAAAAAUGACAAGAAUAGAGUGAGAUGGGUUUGUAAGGGAACAAUACCAAAGCUUGGGCCUAAUGUAGAAGUCAACGAUGAAGAAGAAAUAUGUCCUUGGGUCUUAUUAGCUAGUAAAUGGAAAAAAGAUGUCAACUGGACAGUUAAAACGUACAACAAAGUCCAUAAAUGUCUUCAAACUAGAACAGUAAAAGCAUGGCUUUGCAAGAACAGCUACAACGGAGGUUUAAGAGAUUACAUUGUUGAGUUGCAAACUCGUAACCCAGAUACGACUGUUAGGGUUGAUGUUGAAAGCGAAGGAAAUCCACACAGUGAAACGAGGACAUUCAGACGCAUUUACAUAUGCUUGGGAGCUUUAAAGAAAGGCUUCGCAGCUGGAAAGAGGGAUUUUCUUGGCUUUGAUGGUGCUUUCAUGAAGGGUCCAUUUCCAGGACAAAUUCUUUCAGCCGUGGGACUAGAUGGUAAUAAUGGCACAUAUCCAUUGGCAUAUGCGGUGGUUGAAACAGAGAACAUCAGUUCAUGGACUUGGUUUUUGAGUUGUCUUGGGGAGGAUCUUGGCUUGAAUACCAAUUCUAAUUUCACUUUUAUAACAGACAGACAAAAGGGUAUUCUAAAUGCAAUUGCGGACUUGUUUCCUUGUGCUGAAAAUCGUUACUGUGUUCGUCACAUUCGGGAUAACAUGAGGAAGCAAUGGAGGGGUAAACCUUUCGAAGACCUCUUAUGGACAUGUGCAACUGCAACACAUGUACAACAGUUUAACAAAGGCAUGGAAGAGCUAAAGAAAUUAAACAAGGAUUGUUAUGAGUGGCUUAAGAAGAUACCACCUCAGCACUGGUCUAGGUCCCAUUUCACUGGGAGAGCACAUUCUGAUGUGAUUCUUAAUAACUUGUGUGAAACAUUCAAUGGAAAACUGAAUGAGGGUCGUGAUAAACCAAUUAUUACUUGCCUAGAGUUCAUUAGGGAAUAUCUAAUGAAGAAGAUUGUGAAUGUAGAAAAGGCCAUUGGGAAAUGUACUGGUCCUUUGACACCUACAGCUAUGCAGACUUUGGAAAAUAUAAAAAAACAGGCAGAAGAUUAUAGAUCUGUAUUUUGUGGAAAUGGUAAGUAUCAGGUAAGUGGCCCUUGGAUGGACCAAUGCGCGGUGGAUGUGGUUCAACAAACAUGCUCCUGCAGGAAAUGGGAACUCACUGGGAUGCCAUGCAAACAUGCUGUUGCUACUAUAUGGGAGAUGAGGAAGAAUAGUAAGGAUGUUGGAAUACCAGAAACUUGGGUGCAUGAGGUAUAUUGGCUAAAAACUUGGAAACAGAUGUACUCAUUCAAAAUUGAGCCCAUUAAUGGGAGAAGCAUGUGGGAAAAGUCUGUGUGUCCAACAACUUUGGUUCCUCCUAAACAUCAUGUCACAAUUGGUAGACCAAAGAAGAAACGCAGAAAAUCAGCUUAUGAAAUUGAUGACAUGGUGAAGGGUAAUAGUGCAUCAAGAAUCCUUCAGUCGGUUACUUGUUCAAAGUGCAACAACAUUGGUCAUAAUGCAAGGAGUUGUAAGGGACAAAAAGCUAAUGCUCCUAGUGGUUCUGGUGGUCCUGGUGGUUCUGGUAAGGGAAAAGGAAAAGCUGGUUGA
Lactuca saligna is the source of this 2715-nucleotide messenger RNA. The record is from the annotation of a GenBank genome assembly. Lineage: Eukaryota; Viridiplantae; Streptophyta; Magnoliopsida; Asterales; Asteraceae.